AAAAAUCAAAUAUUUCUAAACAUCACCUGUCGAUAUAUGUAAUAUAUGUAUAUCGUAGCGCAAUCUAUCGUUUCGAUCUGUACUAAUGUUAAAGAAAGAAUCAAAUGACAGAAAUUGCUGUUGAAUCAUGUUCGAUUCAUAUCGAGAAAACAUUUUGUCAAAUACCACAUAAGAAGUAGAAAAGGAGUUUUUGUUGAAACUUACUUGUGACAAGAAUUUAAAGUUUCAAAAUUCGACUAUAUAUAUAUAUAUAUAUUACAUUGAUUGUAAUGUUUUGUUUUUGUGUGAUGUAACCUACUUCUCAUAUAUUUAACAAGAAAGAUAACGUUGACAUGCAUCAUUACUGGUUCGAAGUUCGCGUGCCUUUCUUAUCUGUGAUUCACAUUCCUUUCAGCGGUACUUCCUUGUUUCUUUGCCAGUAUCAGCGUAAUGGUUGAAUCGUAUAAACGUAUCAAUAUCUGCUACGUUGUGUUACCGCGGUUAAUGAACGCAUCGAGUUACCUUAUAAGAUUUAGGUAACUCUUUUCUUAACUACGAGUGCGAAAAUGCUUGAAAGAAGAAGCUACAGCAACGCAGCUACAGUUCUUGUGGAACAUCAAAUUGAAAAAGAUGAAUUCGUUUUUGAAAACAGUCAAUUCUCUGACAAACAAAAGAGACAUAUUAGUCAAAGAAUCGUUGCAAAAGCAGUUGAACACUGUUGUGAUGGAAAUGCAGAGUGCACCAGGAGUGGAAGACGAUGGUAUAGUUAGCAAUUGCGAGGAGACUAUGACUUUGUGCUCUGUUUUGGAAGCUGUGUUUUUACAUGGCUUGAAAGAUAGCCUUUUAAAUAGAGUAACAGAAGUCCUGAGUGGUCCAGAUUUUGAUGCUGUACCACAACCAAGUUUUUGGGGUCCGCUGUUAGUAUUUUCUCAUCGGCAGAUCAUAGACCAAAUUCAGUCGUUUAGUCAACUUACCACAGAAGUUGGAUAUUGCAGAGCUUGGAUAAGAUUGGCAUUAAAUGAGGGUCUUCUAGCUAGCUACUUUUAUUCUAUAAGAAAAGAUAAUUCAGCCUUGAAACCAUAUUAUAAUCGCUCUGCAUUUAUUAGAGACACAGAUUUUGUGGAAGUUGCGCAGAGACUAAUUGAAAAUCUAGAUUACGUUCAUUUUGAAGUUGCAUGUAAUAGUAGCCUUUUAAAUUUCUGGUCAAAUACCCCUCUUUUGUUAGCAGGCAUAUGGUCACCACCAAUGAAAUCUUGUCCAGUAUUUAGUGCAGUAGAUAUUGCAAAAACAAUAACAACUGAAUUGCCAGAUGGUGAGAAUUUUAAUGAAGUUGAAACAGCUAGUUCAAUAGGUAGUUUAGGUUCAUUCAAUUCAUCGCAAUCUGCUCUUAAUAAUGUGGCUAACAUAAUAGAAGAUGAAGCUUUAAAAAUUAUAUUAACUAAUAAGAAAUCAAACAAUAUUGGUAUAGAACAUUUUGCUAAUAAUUCAAGAAAUACUCCGCCGUUAAAAGAGGAAGAAGAGGAAAAUACACAAGAAGAAGAACAAGAAGUGGAAAAUGAAAUUUCAAAUAAUAGUAGCCCAAAAAUUAAUGUAGAAAUUAAUAAAGUUACUAACAUUGAGGACUCAUCGAUCGCACAAAAUCAUGAAAGUUCACAUGAUGUUGCUGCAACUGCAGUAGGUAAUUCAUUAAUUGGAAGAUUGGGAUGGUCUACGUCGUACGAAGAUUGCGACUCUUCUUUAACUUCAUCUAUAGUAUCUCAUGAAUCUAAAACAGAUGCGCCUCGAACGCCAGCCGAAGGACCUACAUACGAUGCAAUUAUUCAAAGUUAUCAUACAACUGGAAAUACAUCAGUGCCAGAUCUUCAGGAAUUUUUGAAGAAAUAUCCUAAAAGGCAGCCAACUGAAGAUGGUACCAAAGUUCAAUUAGAAAAGGUUGUAAUAAACUUUGAUGACCAACUGAAAAGACUUCCCAGAGAAAAAGGUUUGGAUGUACAGAAUUAUAGCUGCUUGGAAUGCGGUCAUGCAAUUGGUAUGACUUUUUCAAAAGCACAUGUUUGUUCAUACUCUGGCAGUUAUUACUGUUCAAACUGUAUGUCACAAAUUGAAUAUAUUAUUCCAUCCCGAGUAAUCCAUAACUGGGAUUUAAAACGUUAUCCUGUAUGCAAUAAUGCUGCUACAUAUUUACAUGAUUGUCCGACAUUGCUAGAUCUUAAAAGCAUAAAUCCACGAAUUUAUAUGGCGGUAGAUACUAUGGCUCAAUUGCAAUCAUUAAGGAUUCAAUUAAAUUUACUGAGAGCUUAUUUAUUCACUUGUCGUGAACCUAUAAUUGAAUCGUUACAAAGAAAAGUUGCUCCAAGAGACUAUUUGUACGAACAUGUUCAUCAGUACUCUGUUUCUGACCUGCUCGAUAUACCUAAUGGAACUCUUGCACAACAGUUACAGAAGGUAGUAGAGUUUGCAAGAAAUCAUGUUAUAAACUGUUGGCUCUGUAGUCAGAAGGGUUUUAUAUGUGAAAUUUGCAAUAAUCCAAAAGUCAUUUAUCCUUUUGAUAUGGAAUCUACGUAUAGAUGUGGAGCAUGUAAUGCAGUGUUUCAUGCAGAAUGUUUAAAUGCUAAUAAACCCUGUCCAAAAUGUGAACGUAGACGCAAGCGAAUGGACCUUCCACUCUUAGAUGUGGGACGUACCGAAUUAUCAGUGGACAGUGCACCUACAGCUUCAAAUAAUACAAAUCAAUAAAUAUAUGUUCUUGUUCUUAAAUUAUUUAGGUAUUCUGUUGUGUUUUUUUUU
Molecule: messenger RNA, 2766 nt
Organism: Osmia lignaria (orchard mason bee)
Lineage: Eukaryota; Metazoa; Arthropoda; Insecta; Hymenoptera; Megachilidae
Gene: Plekhm1
Product: Pleckstrin homology and RUN domain containing M1
Source: RefSeq, a predicted model, not a curated record